Molecule: messenger RNA, 250 nt
Organism: Amoebophrya sp. A120
Lineage: Eukaryota; Dinophyceae; Syndiniales; Amoebophryaceae
Source: the annotation of a GenBank genome assembly
AUGAACCCCGCCCAGCAGCAGGAUUCGGAACAGUUGCACAGCCUCGCGGACCUCACAGAGCAACACCUGAACUUUGUGGAGCACGUUCUGCAGCGGUACCGCAUACCGUUGAAUCUGUCUUUUUCCGAGUUGCGCACCUGCCAAACCGACGCCAGCUUGUGCGAGCACAGUUUGUUCCUGCUUUUCCGCGCCCUCACCUCCGAAUACCGCGACGCGCAGUUCUGGGGGUCCGUUUCUGCAUUGUACUGGG